Molecule: messenger RNA, 567 nt
Organism: Protopolystoma xenopodis
Lineage: Eukaryota; Metazoa; Platyhelminthes; Monogenea; Polystomatidea; Polystomatidae
Source: the annotation of a GenBank genome assembly
AUGGGGCCAAGUAGACAUCACGGGCGUGACCAUAGACAUCGUGAUCGUAGUCAUGACUGGAGCAGGAUCCAUAAAUCACAGAGAAAAAAUAACGACUAUGUUGAUAAUGAUGGUGCUUUGACAUCCGCAGCCGCGAUGAGUGCUGGCUGGACUACUUCUACAAGCGCUUCCCAUGGAUUUAGCAGAAAUAGGGAAUCUGAACGAUAUGGACCAUUUUGCCCUCGGAAUUCUAAUAUUUCUCCCGAUCACUUCUACAAUCAGUACUCCAGUCAAAAUCCAGCAUCAAAAUCUCACUCCCGAAUUAAAUCCAGCGUUCCCUUCUGGUCGUCCAAUAGACUCUUGGUGCAGCCAUCAUUACCAGCGCUUACUUCUCCGAAUAGUGGGUCUGCUUAUUUCUCGCAAGCACUUGGAUCAUUUUGUCAAGAGCCACCCAGUUACGCCGAGGCUGAUUCAACGCUUAAUGUGCAUAAAUCAUCUGAUCCCAUUGCAAGUUCGAGAUCAGUUCUUGUGCAUUUACGUCAGCCGACUCAACUUUCUAGAGAUCCACGACUUGCUCCAUCAAAAUGA